Anoplopoma fimbria (sablefish) is the source of this 954-nucleotide messenger RNA. It is a transcript of the gene lrrc73, whose product is annotated as leucine rich repeat containing 73. Bases 1 to 954 code for a protein of 317 amino acids. Gene Ontology annotation, molecular function: protein binding. The transcript has 6 exons. Lineage: Eukaryota; Metazoa; Chordata; Actinopteri; Perciformes; Anoplopomatidae. The record is from RefSeq and is a predicted model, not a curated record.
AUGCUGCCGGCCUCCAUCCAGAUCACGGGGGAGCUGCUGUCGGCGGCGGAGGUUCAGGACAUCUGUGAGAGCCUGAAGGAGGACGGCGUGCGGCUGCUGUCCGUCCGCGGCUGCCAGCUCUCCGACCGAGACUUCGGACGAGUCUGCCGCGGCGUCGCCGAGUCCAGCUCGCUGGCUCAGCUCAACCUGAACCUGGGCGUCGUGUCCGGAAUCAGCCGGACCCGACACCUGGCCGACGCCCUGAAGGCCAACCGGUCCCUGCAGACCCUGUUUCUCCAUGGCAGCCCGCUGUUGGACGCCGGCCUGGUGACCCUGAACUCGGCCCUGUCGACCCACCCGGCGCUGGUCUGUCUGGACCUGGGAGACUGCAUGCUGGGAGACGAGGCGCUGGCGCUGAUCUGUGGGAUGCUGCCGCCCGACGGAGCAAAGUCAGGUCUGAGGGAGCUGACUCUGAGUGCUAACCCAGGAAUCAGCUCCAAAGGCUGGGCUCGACUCGCCAUCGCUGUGGCUCACAGCUCCCAGCUCCGAGUGCUCAACCUGGACUACAACCCGCUGGGUGAUCAGAUUGCAGGGAUGCUGGCGGUUGCCGUGGCGUCCAGUAGAACCCUGGAGGUUCUGGACCUGGAGGGAACCGGACUGACCAACCAAUCAGCACAGGUGUUCUUGGACAUGGUGGAGAACUACCCCACCAGUCUGAGGGUUCUGGUCCUGGCGGAGAACGACAUCGGUCCGGAGCUGCAGCAGCAGAUCUGUGACCUGCUGUCUGAAGGGGAGGAGGACGAGGACCGAGAGGCCCCGCCCCUCCAGCAUGGCCCCGCCUACAGAGACAAGUACCAGCCAAUCAGAGACAAGUACCAGCCCCCCACCUGGCUCCCCCACAGCAACUCCAGCCCACAGAUGGUCUUGCUGACAUCAGGUCUAGGUGAGAGCUUAUUGGCUGAGACUGAAAUGUGA